This is a messenger RNA of Triplophysa dalaica, 2194 nucleotides long. It is a transcript of the gene rskra, whose product is annotated as ribosomal protein S6 kinase related a. The coding region runs from base 112 to 1296 and encodes 394 amino acids. Gene Ontology annotation, biological process: protein phosphorylation. The record is from RefSeq and is a predicted model, not a curated record. Gene Ontology annotation, molecular function: protein serine/threonine kinase activity; ATP binding. The transcript has 11 exons. Lineage: Eukaryota; Metazoa; Chordata; Actinopteri; Cypriniformes; Nemacheilidae.
AAGAAGCUGUCGAUAAUUAAAAUGGAUUUUAUUUGACAACUUCUGUCGGAGAAUCGCUUGGAUUUUCAUUAAGAUCGCGUUAUUGUUUAUAAGAUGUAAUGGGCGUGUGUGAUGGGCGGCGUUGGGAGUAUAAACAAGUUCGCAGCAUCACAGGAGAAGAUGAGAUCCCUGUCCUGUCAUCAGAGCUUUCUGUCUGUCCCUGCUCAAGUUCAUCACGGUCGCAGUAGAUUCUCUAAACAAACUCAACCCUCAGAAUCAAACCCAGAACAGUCACUGCCAACUUUCAUUUCUGUUUUCCUACCCGAAUUUCCACAGAGGUUUACUGGACACGUGCAUUUCCAGAUUCUUGGGUUUAUAGCUAAAGGCUCAUUUGGACCCAUACUGAAGGUUAAGGACCUUUGUAAAGAUGAGACUUAUGCUAUUAAGGUUUUACCCAAAGCUGAUGUUUUGAAGCACAGCGUCCUCCAGCAGUCAAAAGAAGAGGUGAUAAUCCAAACUCUUGUGUUUCUGUCUUUAGUGUGCGAGUAUUGCAGUACUGGGGAUCUGUAUACUUACUGGACACUGAAGGGUCGAUUUGAUGAGAAAGAGAUUCGAGUGUUUGCUGCUGAAUUGGGCUCUGCUUUGGGUUUUUUACAUGACUUUGGAAUAAUACAUAGGGAUGUGAAGAUGGAGAACAUUCUUCUGACUGAACAAGGUCACCUCCGCUUGACUGAUUUUGGGCUGUCUCGUCGCCUUAAGCUUGGGGAUAGAGCCUUCACUAUAUGUGGCACAAUCCAAUACAUGGCUCCUGAGGUACUGGGAGGCGGCCCCUACGGCCAUGCAGCAGACUGGUGGUCUCUUGGUAUCGUCAUCUACAGUUUAGCCACUGGAGGGUGUCCCGUUCCUCCAGAAGCAGACCACUGUAAGAUGCUGGCCAGGGUAACUGAACAUCCAUUCGACAUGCCAGUCGACCUCAGUCCAGAUUUGGCCUUUCUGCUCAUAGAGCUUCUUUGCAAGAUCCCCACACAUCGCUUGCGCUGCCUGGAGCACUUCCGAAAGCAGAAGUUUUUCCAUGGCAUGUCCUUUGAUUCCCAGAUGCUGCAGAAAAGUCCCAUCGAGCCAAUCCUGGAGCUGAAGAAUCAUCCGGACCGACAGGAAAAAUCAAUGAGAGGUCUAUCAUUAGACCUGCUCCAGAAUUUUGAGUGUGACCUGCUGAACUCUCCCUCCACCCCUGAAGGUGUGUCUCAUACCUUGAUGAAGAAUGAGAUGAACAAAGUUACCUUAGAGACUGAAGCAACAGGAACCUCAGUUCUCUAAACUCAGAUCUAUGUAAAGCAAACAGCCUACGAAAAAUAUUUAAACACUUAAAACUUUGGAUCUGCCAAAAAGACUGUACAAAAUGUAUUAACUUUUUUAUUUUUUACAACUAUACUUUUCUUUCAGGUGGAUAUCAAAAGUACAAUCUAUGUGACUAACCUUUCAUAAAUGUACUUCAAAUUGUUGUUGACAACAAAAAAGUAUAAUUUACAUUCACUUACAAUAGAAAGUCUAUGGGGCUUACAUUUACAUUUAGUCAUUUAGCAGACGCUUUUAUCCAAAGCGAUUUACAGAGAGUUCAGGAAGCAAUAAGCGAUAUGUCAUACAGAAGCAAUAAUACAACAAAGUUAGUUUCAACAAAAGCUAGACCACUACAUGUUGAGAGAAAGAGAGAGGUUUAGUUUAGUGUAAGUUUUUACAGAAGAAAUGGGUUUCAAGUUAUUUUUUUAAUGUUGUUGGAGAUAUGGUUGAACGGACUGAGUUAGGAAGAAUGUUCCACCAGGAAGGAGUUGUGAAGGAGGAUGUGCGGGAAAGCGAUUUACUGCCCUUAUUAGAAGGCUUAAACACAACUUAAAAUGCAGUAUUUUUGAAGUUUAGUUACAAGACCUGAACAUACAGUAUGCAAUGAAAUAGACUAGAUUAUAAAACUGCUCUACAGUUACAACUGAGUAUUUCAACAGUCAACUGUCAGAAAAAUAAAAAUAAGUACUGCAUCUACUGUUAGUGCAUUACUGUAAAUUCAAAUUUUGAUACCUCAUGUUUUAUACCUUCAGUGUUUACAUUAAAUGAUAUAGUUUCAUAUGAAUAUGGCACAUGUAUAAGAUAUUUGAAGUGAUCCUUCUUUUUAAAAUGUUUACAUUUGCCUUUCAUCAAUGCAUAAUUUUUAUUAUAAAAGCUG